This is a messenger RNA of Xenia sp. Carnegie-2017, 1586 nucleotides long. Its product is annotated as RNA polymerase-associated protein LEO1-like. The transcript is spliced from 7 exons. The record is from RefSeq and is a predicted model, not a curated record. Lineage: Eukaryota; Metazoa; Cnidaria; Anthozoa; Malacalcyonacea; Xeniidae. The coding region runs from base 148 to 1416 and encodes 422 amino acids.
CGCAAACUGCUGAGGGUGGGAGGGCUUUGCAUAAUAUUUCAGUUUUAUUAGGAAGUCAAUCAAUUUUCCCCACAUUAUUUCGAUUCUCGUCACGACGUUCAGAGCUAACUUUAUUUUGUUUGGAAGACGUUCAACUCACAUCUCGAUAUGAAGACUGUUUUGAUUUUGAUAUUGGCAUUGGCCGUGAGCCGUUUUGAGGCAAAACCUUUUGCACCAAAAGAAGGGAAAAGUCUUGAGAGUUGGUACGACCUCAUGAAAGAUAUCGAUGAACCUACUGAGACUGAAUCCGAAAAAGUUACAUCUGAAGAGGACGCACCAGUUGAAAAAACAUCCGAGGAUGAAAAAAUGCCUGUGGAUGAAGCCCCAUCUGACGAAGAAGGACCAUCCAACGCUGAAGAACAAUCCAGUGAGGAAACACAAUUCGAGGAUGAAGAACAAUCUGAAGAUGAGGAAGAAAUACCAUCUGAAGAUGAAGAAACACCAUCUGAAAAUGAGGAAGAACUAUCUGAAGAUGAAAAAGAAAGACCAUCUGAAGAUGAGGAAGAACCAUCUGAAGAUGAGAAAGAAACACCAUCUGAAGAUGAGGAAGAAUCAUUUAAAGACGAGGAAGAAUCAUUUAAAGAUGAGGAAGAACCAUCUGAAGAUGAGGAAGAACCAUCUGAAGAUGAGGAAGAACCAUCUAAAGAUGAGGAAGAAACAUUUAAAGAUGAGGAAGAACCAUCUGAAAAUGAGGAAGAAGCAUCUGAAGAUGAGGAAGAACCAUCUGAUGAGGAAGAACCAUCUGAAAAUGAGGAAGAACCAUCUGAUGAGGAAGAACCAUCUGAAGAUGAGGAAGAACCAUCUGAUGAGGAAGAACCAUCUGAAGAUGAGGAAGCACCAUUACAAGAAUUUGAUGAAGAAGCAGAUGAUGAAGAAAAUGAACCUCUUUUUCAUGAUGAUGAUGAUGAUGAGUCCAAUAACGCCAAUGUAGAAUCGGAAAGUAAUCCAGAAUUUGAAGACUCUGACUUGGAGAAAGAAUACCAAGCUUUGACCAGUGACGAUGCUCCUGAAAGUGAUGAAGAAAACGAUGAAGAAUUCGAAGGAAAGUUUGAAGAUGACGAGAUAGCCAAAGAAUUGAAAAACAAUAAAGAUGAACCAUCUGAUGAAGCGCCUUUGGAAAACGAAAACUCUGAUGAGACAUCUGAAACAGAAGGUGAAGCUCCUGCUGCUGUUGACAAAGAGGAUGACAGCGAAGAGAUUAAAAAUUUGGAUGUCCUUCCAGAGAAAUCUGCUGAUACAGUAGAUGAGACAACUGUGGAUGAUCAAUCCAAUAUUGAUAAACCUGCUGAUGAAACAAGUGAAAGCAUCGGUACUCUUGAAAAGGAAGAAGAUGAAAAUAAUCCUGAUCUUUCAGACAUCAUCACUGAACAAAAGUAAACGUCAAGAUGCACAUUCAGGAUCUUCUGGGAAACUUUCAUACUUUGUAGAAUAGUCUUAUCGUAAACUCACUGUUAUUUCAUUUUUUUUUGUCUUUUUCUUGUUAACUAGAAAAUAAUAUUAAAUGUGCACUUUUUUCUAAAUAUAACUGAUAUUGUCUUGUCCGGAAA